UCUUUUCUUUAUUUAUGUUCAUACCUUGUGGCUUUUUUGUUUUAUUAUUGAAAUUAUAGAUUAUAGCAUGCAAAAUAUUGCAAACGUAAUGCCAUUAACUAUUAAAAGCCAGUGCAAGUGUUUAAUAUUAUUAGCAAUUAAGUUUUAAGUGCAUUGAAGCAUGUCGCGUCGCACCUUUGGAACAAAGCAGCAGCAGUGAAAAUUCAACGCGAGACUGCAGGGUGAAAACGGCGCCAUUUUAAGAAACAAAACAAAGCCAGCAGCAAAAGCAGCAAGCAAAACUUGAAUGCAAUGCAAUUAAAGGCGCAAAAAGCAUAUGCAUAUGCUCAAAUAACAAUUUCAUUAUCGGUGUGCAUAAUCAAUUAACGCUACAAAAAAAUUACAAAACCUCCGCCCUCGAGUCGAAAUAUGAGCAGUGGCCAAAAUGAGGCAUCAGCAGCAGCAAAAAAGGAAAAGGUUCUCGAAACGCAGCAACGUACACAAGAAUCCGGCAGUGAAAAUGAGGAAACCGACUCUAUUACGGAUCAGUCAAGUCAAUCGAAGUCUACGAAAUCAGCAACACAAUUUAGCGUGCAACGUUCGGAUACUGAUGGACUGCGCAUGAAAAUCUCGGCCAUAAGGAACCCGCCUUCAACACAAGCAACAACGACAACAGCAACAGCAACAAGUUUAACAAGCUCAACAGCUAGAAAGGAAGCAUCAACAGUUGAGAAUAUUUCCCGUAAAAAGCUGACAAAGGUGCGUAAAAUGAGCGAGGCUCAGGAAUUGAGCGUCUGCUCAACGGAUGCCAAGGACAGGCAUAGAGACAAAGAGAGGGAGAAAGAUAAAGUCUUAUCAACUGUAAACACAACCAAAAAGAUUAAAGUCAAACGUAAGAAAAUUGCCCAAAAGAGCUGCGCCAACAACAUCACCAAUAAUAAUAAUAACAAUAACAACGGUAAAGCGAGUCGCACGCCUGCGGCUGUAUUUACGUCCGAUUCUGAAGAUGAUUUGCCUUUGAAGAUGCACAUUCAGCUUGCGCCUCGGUUGCUAUUAACAGCCAUUGGUGGCAGUCAGGGCGACAAUCACAUGGGCAUAUCCAGUAGCGAUAACGAGGAGCUGGUCAAAGCAGCGGACUUGGUCACGGCGGCUAUUAAGCGCGUCGAAAGCGAUGCAGAGGACAAUAGCAGCAUUGCAGCAGGCGCAGCUGCUGCCAAGAUCAAGCAACAUCUGCCGCAAUACCAGUCCACGCUGCUGCAGGACUUUAUGGAGAAGACACAAAUGUUAAAUCACACCGGCAGCACCAACAGUUUAGCAAAUGCAUCAACGCGGGCAACCGCAGCAUCUGCAUCUGCGUCUGCAUCUGUUAGCAGCAGUAGCAACAACACACAGCAGCUGCAACAGCAACGUAAGCGACGCGGUCGCCCCAAGAAGCUGCAACCAACUGUUGCCGCCAGCGUUGCUCCCCUGCCCGUCGCUAUGCCCACCAUUAAUGAGUCAGCAGACUCGGGUGUCAUCAGCACCACACCGUCGCCCAAAAUGCAGCAGGUGCUGGCUAGCGACAUUGCCAAGCCUAAAAUAGAUAUGGCCUAUCUGGACAAGCGCAUGUAUGCAACAGCGGAACGUGUGUUGUAUCCACCGCCGCGCAGCAAGCGACGCCAGGGUAACAAGAAGGCCAACAAGGAGGAGGUGCAGGUGGAUCCACUUUGGCGCAAGAUCGAUGUGAAUAAAAAGUUUCGGUUACGCAGCGUUAGCGGCUACAAAAGCGAUGGCGGAGGCGGCGCUGGUGGCACCUCAAACACCAUUUGCAGCAAAAUCCUCGCAGCCAAAAGCGGCUACGUUUCGGACUACGGCAGCGUGCGGCAUCAGCGGCACAAUCACAAUUCGGGCUACAAAUCCGAUGCCAGCUGCAAGAGUCGCUACAGCAGUCGCAGCUGUGCUAGUCGGCGCAUGAGUCGCGCCAAGAGCUGCGGCUAUCGCAGCGACUGCAAGGAAUCAUCUGGUAAAUCGAGCAAAUCGCUGCGUCGACGCAGACGCGCCUCAAUGCUGAGAAGCGGCCAUGAGCAGACAUCGAAUGCGCUAAGCGAUGAACACGAUCAGGAUAUAUUGCAGCUGGCAGGACUCUCACUCGGCCAUAGCAGCGAGGAGAGCAAUGAGUACAUUAGCAAACCAAGUCUCAAGUGUUUGCCCAGCACAAGUGCCAGUAAGAAAUAUGGUGAAAUCAAUCGAUUUGUGGCAACUGGUCAAUAUUUCAGUGGCGCAGCAAAGACAACCACUGGCGGCACAGCUGCAGGAGCCAGCACAGCUAUAGCGACCACAACAACGGCAGAAAACUUUAUACAGGGUAAAAUGUUGCUGCAACGCAAGCACUCUAUUAGCCAGGAUACAAUUGUGCCCAGCAAGAGCGCGUGCAAGAUCAAAAGUCGACGCUCGUCUGCUGCUAGCAUGUGCAGUAGUUAUGUGUCCGGUGUCUCACGGAUGCGUCGACGGCAACGUAGGAAGAGCAUGAGUCAUGCGAAAUCGCUCAACAUUGACUCCAAGCUGCUAACCGAGAUUGACAUCAUUGCAAGUACAUUUCAUGCUCGUUGUCGCAUUCAGGAAGAUCGCUUGACAGCCAGCAGCGGCAAGGAGAAAUUGCUUGCCGAGGCGAAUAAGCUGCAGGCCACGCUGGCGGCACCUAUUGCAUCCACGUUGCCGCUGCUAAAUGGUGGCGGCAGCGGCAACAGCAACACUGCUGGAGCGGCAGCCUCCAAGCCGCUUAAACGGGCACUCAAGAAGCGUAAACUGAGCGAGCCACUAAUGGACUUUGCCAUGCUCUCGGCCAGCGCUGGCAAUACGAAUGGCAUCAGCAAUAACAGCAGCAGCAGCAAUGGUGGUGCUAAGCGCCGCCAUAAGAAGUCGAGCAGCAACAGCGGCGGCAGCAACAGCUCUAGUCCAGACGAUCAUAAACUGCCGCUGAAGAAGCGUCAUUAUCUGGUCACAACUGGUGCCGAGGUGACGACAGCGUUUGCCAGCAAUGGCAAGUUGAAUGCCGAAGCUUGGGCUGCUGCUGCAGCUGCGGCCAAGACCAGCGCCAAUACCAAAUCCCAGGCGCAGUUCAAUGCCAAGAAGUUAACGCCCAAAAAGCGACAUUUACUGGUCAGCCAAGAAGCUAGCGGAAGCGGGUCCUCUGCAGCUGGCAACGCUUCUCCAUUGCGCAUUGUCGUUGACAACAAUUCCAUAAGUGGAGGCAAGUUGCUUGACAUAAGCCCCAGCUCACUGUGCUCCCUCAAGCAGCAGCGUCGCCAGGGAACCAAGUCAAAGAACUCCACGGCGGUGCUUGCAGGCACAGUUGCGCGUGAGCUGCCACAGCAGCUACAGUCGCCAGCAGGCAGCAAUAGCUGCCCGCCGCCAGGCAUCUUUGAACCGUCCGUGGAACUGGAAAUACAAAUACCCAUAGCCAAGCUAAAUGAGGCGGUUAUCACAAAGUCGGAAGUCGAAUCGCCCCUGCUUGCCGCAAUGGACAUCAAAGACGAUGCCAACAAGAAGGAGCAGUGUCAACGUGUAUUGGAAACGCUGCUGCACAAGACUGGCGGCAAUUUGUUGCUCAAGCGUAAGCGCAAGAAGAUCAAUCGCACCGGCUUCCCCACCGUGAGGCGCAAAAAACGUAAGGUGAGCGUUGAGCAGACAGCAAUUGUACAGCAGCAGCAACAGCAACAACAGCAGCAGCAGCAGCAACUGGAGCAGCAGCAACUAUUGCCCGCUCGCGAAACACGUAGCAGCAGCACCCUUGCAGCUGUAACAAUGGAUUGCGAGCGUGUGCCGCAGCCAGGCGAGGCUAGGGAAACAUUUGUGGCUCGCAGCAAUAAUCAGCGCACGCCUCGUUUGUCAGUGGUGGCAUUGGAACGCUUACAACGACCACAAACGCCAGCGAAUAGUGGGCCCACAGCCAGAGGCAAGCCACGCGGCAGAGGCAGACCUAGAUUGCAAAAGCAACUGCCACAGCAACAGUCGCAGCAGCAGCAACCGGUAGACCAGCUGUUGGAAUUGCAACCAACGAAAAAGCGCGGACGCGCUGCCAAACAGCCGGAAGUGGUGCUGCCGAGAUUAGAGCGGAAGCUGGAGCCUAGCAUUAAACUGCCAGCAGGCAUUGAUCCCAAUACGAAUUUUAGUUGUAAAAUACGCUUGAAGCGACGCAAAACCAUGCAGCAACAGGAGUUAGUAAAACGACAGGAACAGGUGCAGCCACAGCAACAGCAGCCACAGCCACAGCAACAGCAGCAGCAGCAGCAGCGGUUGCAUGUAGAGCCUCCCACAUGCGAUGAUCAAGUGCAGAUUGAAGCUGAAGCGGCACUCAAACGCAAUCAGCAACCAGUGCCAGCCAUUGAGCAUGAACCAUUGCCGGCGCAUGAGUCCACGUCCAGUUUGGCCACCGACUAUGCCAGCUGCAGUGAUACCAGCGAGGAUAAAUGCAGCACUGCAUCGCAGCGUAAACGCUAUAAACUCAAGAAGAACUUUUUGGUGGCAGGACUCUUCUCCAAUCACUACAAACAAGUCCUAGUUGGUGGUGCGGCAACGACGCCCGUCGCAUCCGUCGCUGUCAAGCCGCCAAAUAGGAAAACUGCAGAUGGGGAGCAACAGCAGCAAGUGCAGCAACAGAUGGGCAGCUCGUUGCUGCCAGCGCCCAACUAUUGUGAACGGUAUUUUAGACGCACAAUCGUCGACUUUGAAUUGCCUUAUGAUAUUUGGUGGGCUUAUAGCCAUGAUAAGCUGCCGACGAGGCAUGUGGUGCCCAGUUGGAACUAUCGCAAAAUACGUACCAAUGUCUAUGCGGAGUCGGUGCGUCCCAAUCUCGCUGGCUUCGAUCAUCCCAUUUGCAAUUGCAAACCACAACCGAAUGGUGCCUGCCUGGACAAUUGCCUGAAUCGCAUGGUGUAUACGGAGUGUGUGCCCAACAAUUGUCCAGCGGGCGAUAAAUGUCGGAAUCAGAAGAUCCAACGUCAUGAAGUGGCACCUGGAGUGGAGCGUUUUAUGACCACCGACAAGGGCUGGGGCGUCCGCACCAAGUUGCCCAUUGCCAAAGGCACCUACAUACUGGAGUACGUGGGCGAAGUAGUCACCGAGCGGGAGUUUAAGCAGCGCAUGGCAAGCAUUUAUCUGAACGAUACUCAUCACUACUGUCUGCAUCUGGAUGGCGGCUUGGUCAUUGAUGGCCAGCGCAUGGGCAGCGACUGUCGCUUCGUGAAUCACUCAUGCGAGCCCAAUUGCGAGAUGCAGAAGUGGAGCGUGAAUGGCUUGUCGCGCAUGGUGCUAUUCGCCAAGCGAGCCAUUGAGCAGGGCGAGGAGCUCACCUACGAUUACAAUUUCUCACUUUUCAAUCCCUCCGAGGGUCAACCGUGUCGGUGCAAUAUGCCGCAGUGUCGUGGUGUGAUUGGCGGCAAAUCGCAACGCAUUAAACCGCUACCAGCAGAACAGAAGACGACUGCAGGUAUGGAGAGUGCAAGCACUGGGGCUAAGGAAGCGAACGGGAAUCGAAAUGGGCGACAGCGCAAGCACAAAGCCAAGAAGAAUGCUCAGCGCCAGCAGCAGGCAGCCAAGGAGGCAAUGGUAGUGGCUCGAGUGCAGCAGCUCUCCGAAAAGGAAAAGAAGCUAGUCAAGCAGUGUAAUAUCUUUCUGGUGCGCAACUUCGAGAAGAUUCGUCGUUGUAAAGCUAAACGCGCUGCGGCAAAGGCACGGGCUGCUGGUUCACCAGUUGCUGGUGAGUCUGACUUGCCUGGUCGUCGUCCAUCGACGCCUUCAUCAACUUCACUGCUGGCUGCACAAAUUUCUGCACUCUGCACGCCGCGCAACAUGAAAACACGUGGCUUAACGCAAGCCGUACAAGAUCCGGAGCUGGAGAAGAUGGCCAAAAUGGCGGUAGUAUUGCGAGACAUAUGCACAGCACUUGAAUCUCCCAAAAUGUCUGAGUUGCUCUCCUCAUUGGCCAGUAGCAAGAAAAAGAAGCAGCUCAAAACUGCGCGUCUCGAUUUUAAGACAAUUCAAGCCCAAGUGGAACAGGGACAUUAUAAGACACCGCAGGCAUAUGAUGAGCAGAUGCAGCAGCUUUUCACAGAGGCGCGUCAGCUGCACGGCGACGAUGAGGCCAAGUCCAAAGCGUUGCAAACGCUGCUGGAAAGCUACAAGCAGCAGAAGGCGGCCAACUAUGCACAGCUCCUGGACAUACUUGGCAAACCAGAAGGACUGCAAAGUUUUAAGCCCAAGCAGGAGAUAGUGGAAAAGGCCAACGAAGCUCACUCAGAGGAUCACAAGCAGCAGAAUAAAAAAGAAGAAACAGAAACUAAUGCUGUUGCUGUUGCUCCGGAGCAGCCUCCGACGGACGAGGAAGAUGUCAUACGUUGUAUAUGUGGUCUGUACAAAGACGAGGGUCUAAUGAUACAGUGUGCCAAAUGCAUGGUCUGGCAGCAUACCGAGUGUACCAAAGCAGACAUCGAUGCGGAAAACUAUCAGUGCGAACGGUGCGAGCCGCGUGAGGUGGAUCGCGAAAUACCACUGGAUGAGUACACGGAGGAGGGCCACCGUUACUAUCUAUCGCUAAUGCGUGGCGAGCUUCAGGUGCGGCAGGGCGACGCGGUUUAUGUGCUGCGUGAUAUACCCAUCAAGGAUGAGACAGGCAAGGUGCUACCCAGUCAGAAGCAUACGUACGAGACGAUUGGAGCAAUUGAUUAUCAAGAGUGUGACAUCUUUCGCGUUGAGCAUUUGUGGAAGAACGAGGCCGGCAAACGUUUCAUUUUUGGCCAUCACUUUUUGCGUCCUCAUGAGACUUUUCAUGAACCCUCUCGUCGCUUCUAUCCCAAUGAGGUAGUCCGUGUCUCGCUGUACGAAGUGGUACCCAUCGAGCUAGUGAUUGGGCGCUGUUGGGUGUUGGACCGCACAACAUUCUGCAAAGGUCGCCCCAUGGAGUGUAACGACGAGGAUCAUUGCUACAUAUGUGAGCUGCGCGUGGACAAAACUGCGCGUUUCUUUUCCAAGGCCAAGGCGAAUCAUCCGGCGUGCACUAAGAGCUACGCGUUUAGAAAGUUUCCGGAGAAACUCAAGAUCUCAAAGAGCUAUGCUCCACAUGAUGUGGACCCAUCGUUGUUAAAGUCGAGGAAGCAAAAGACUGAUUUAGAAGUAGGAGCAACAUCCAUAAAAAUGAGCAGACAGGAACAGAAAGCAGGCCAAGCAACGGGAAACAGGAAGCAGCGAAACGCACACGCUGGGCAGACAGGAUCAGCAACCGGUGUAUCGGCUGCAGCCACAGAAAACGCUGUAAAAGUGUUAACGCCAGUCGCUCCCAAUGGACAGGUGCUAAAGAAGAAGCGAUCACGCUUGGAAAAUGUUCUGAAUACCAUGAAGCUCAAAUGCCUGGAUGCGCAGACGGCGCAGGAGCAGCCAAUCGAUUUGUCCUACUUGCUAAGUGGACGCGGCGCCCGACAACGCAAAACCAACUGCAACAGCAGUAACGGCGGCAACAGCAGCAUCUCGGCAACGCCGUGCGCCUAGUGGAUGCUAAUAUGUGUAGCCAUGUAUAUAAAUAUCGACUUUAGAGGCAUUGCGUACUAUUUAUAUAAAAGAAAAAGAUAAUACAUAAUUUAGCCUUAGUUUGUAAGUUGUAAAGCGCAUAAAACGGUGAUAGUAGUAAUUCUAGUUUGUAAAUUGUUAUGAACAACUUCUUGAGCAACUUA
Drosophila hydei is the source of this 7682-nucleotide messenger RNA. RefSeq names its product histone-lysine N-methyltransferase ash1 (gene ash1). The transcript has 7 exons. Lineage: Eukaryota; Metazoa; Arthropoda; Insecta; Diptera; Drosophilidae. Bases 409 to 7500 code for a protein of 2363 amino acids. Gene Ontology annotation, molecular function: protein binding; histone methyltransferase activity; chromatin binding. Gene Ontology annotation, cellular component: nucleus. The record is from RefSeq and is a predicted model, not a curated record.